This is a messenger RNA of Neohortaea acidophila, 2397 nucleotides long. RefSeq lists its product as uncharacterized. The coding region runs from base 229 to 2082 and encodes 617 amino acids. NCBI's taxonomy places the organism in Eukaryota, Fungi, Ascomycota, Dothideomycetes, Mycosphaerellales, Teratosphaeriaceae. The transcript has a single exon. The record is from RefSeq and is a predicted model, not a curated record.
GCGCAGGAGCUGCAUCCAACGCGCCCGCGACUCCAAUCGCAUUCCACCUCCACCCUCUCCACCACCCCUCGCCCGUCCGUAUCCGCUGGCGAACACCUUUUCUCGCGUCAUCAUGCCAUCGUAGAAGGUGGAACAUCUGCGCCGGCGCGCACCAUACCCACCAACUCCCCCCGGGAUAACCAGCAACACGUGCUUCCCGUACUCGCAAGUGACGCGCACGGGUGGAGGAUGUCUCGCACAGGCGAGGAAAGAGGGGAGGACUUGUUCCUGGAACUGGCCAACGAUCGCGCCGCAGUAGAGCAUGCACGCCCCAUCAGCCACGGGGAACCUCUGCAGCGUCGCAUCUCCUCAGCCGCCAAUCCGCCCUCAUUGUCAUCAGAGCGGAGGCCGCGCUCCAGUGGAAAUGCCUUGGGUCAAGGAGGUGCAUCGAUGCUGGACAAGUCUGCACAUCUCCAGCGUCACGUGGCACGCCAUAGCACCCCUUUCGCCAGCCCUAGCCCAUGGAUAGACGAGGAUGGGGCGAGCAUUUCGUCAAAGUCGCGCUCUGGCGUCCCUCGCCGUCCAGAAAUGUCGUCUGAGCGCCUACCAUCGCGCUUGAACAACCAUGCCAGACCUGCUGAUCUCCCGCAAUUUGGUCGAGGCCGGCCUUCAUUCGGUUCUUCGCCACAGACAUUGCUCGCACAGCCUUCGCAGCUCUCUCACAACUGGCCAGACUCCUUCCAAUACCCCACUGGAAACUCGGAGCCCAAACCCUCCAACCCCGACUCCGCCUCGGUGGCCUCUGAAACCGCGGAAACUGUAUGGGACGAGCUUGAUGAUCUGAAGUCGCGCAUUAAAAAGCUGGAACUGACGGGCAAACUACCUUCGACCUCGGGAGCCGCUGCGCUCCCGGUUGAGCAUAACGAUCGCCCCAGAACGGCAACCACUGCUCCCACAACUAUCGACUCUUCGCCAAAACAUGACAAGUCCGAGCCGCAACAGCAGAUGCCUGAAUCAAGGUCGCGGUCGAUCGCCCAAGAGAUGUCAGGGGAGUACGCGGUCGGUGGCCCUGGGGCCGCGAACAUUCAUCCCAACCUCCACGCCGCUUUGGCGAAAGCAAAGCCACUGCUCAGCCCAACUCUGUUCCGUACGCUUGAAGCAACGGCUGCCGACGCUCUCCAGCUCGCAGCCAUGACCGGCAGCGCCGGACCGCAAGGCACGGCCAUGACGGCAGCGUCCAUCAUCAACGGCGUCACCGUCUCCGACCGACACGUGCGAAGGAAGGCGGACACCAUGUGUCGCAACCUCACCGAUCUGGUGCUAGCACUAUGCGAAGGUAGAUCCGAAGCGCCGAGUUUGGUCUCCUCGCCCACUCCUUCGACAAAGCAAUCGCCAUCUCUCAGGUAUUCAAGAAGUAGUCUCGGUCCCACUGAUGGGAUCUCAAGAGCAGCUGCUCGCCCGAUGAGUCGUCUCGAAGCUCGAAGAUCCAGCAUUCUAGGAUCGCAAGGCGGGAACAGCAGCAGCCUUGCAGGCAGCCCACUGGAAGCUACCGGAGACGCAUCUCUAUCCGAGCACGAAUCCACCGCAUCCUAUCCUCGCCUUCAAAGGCCAGAUCCUACACCGAGCGGACGAGCAGCAAGCAGACUCCAAGCAGCGCGGGAAAGACAUUUCGGUAGCGGUGCGGCGGGAGACGACGAAGACCCUACAAUCCGCCCUCCAUCACGCGCCGCCACGGACGCCGGCCGGUCCGCGAGAUCCUUCCUCCGCAGAGACUUCAACACCCCAUCUCGCUCACCCAGUUUCCGAGACUCCCUGGCAGCACGCCGCACUAGCCAGGACUACUUUUCGCGCGUGCCUUCCGACUCAUCAGCAGAUCUUGCACGGCGGCACGCACUUGACACCUUUAAUACGCUGGUCGUACCGGAAGAGAGUGAUGCCGGAGACAGACGAAGUAUCUCGCGAGCGACCUCGCGUACAAAUCGUCGCGUCACCUCUUACGUCCCGCAUUCUUCUCGUCGCAGCGGUGGGGCAAUUAGCGGGGAAGGGCCGUCUCUUCAUCGUGCUACAAGUUUGCAGCAGCGGAGGCAUGUUUUGGUGGAAUAAAGGAAAGGAAUUCGUGAUGUUUCAAUGGUUUGGGAACUGCUCAGCAUUAGCGUGGAGUCGGGGUUGUUUACUUUGUUCUACGUUUGCACGUUGCUCGCAGACAAGACGCGCUGCCUGAAUGUAAUGGUUAUCGCGUUAUCGACACGAAUCAUUGGCCAUAUGGCCAUGUCUCAUCUACCUUCGCAAAAGGUGAGGCAGCCGGGCUGAGAUGGCGAAGCCUGCGAGACGGAACGUCUCUUCAGGGUAGCCUACCAACCACCCGAUUGUCUUCACAUUCUAAGACAUGACACUGUGCAAUAGAACUGCAAUUCAAGA